AUACUAGUCUGUGGUGUCAUUCGGUUCGGUCAAUUAAUUUGUUGAUGAAUAUUGUAGAUUUUAAUUUUGAUCAAUAUUUUAGAAAGUUUUUGUUAAUACCCUGCUACUAUAAAUAGUCGUUUUAUAUUAGCGACUUGAAUAAUAAGUAUAGUGGAAAUAUUUAAAAAAGUGUUGUUUACAUUGCGCGAAACAGAAAGCCAUUUGUGGACGUCACGUAUUUGCAACAAUAAACUUUAUUAUCUGAAGGAUGGAGGCUUCGUAUCAAGGAGGUGUGUCAUAUGAAGAAACCAACAACUUUCAACGAUUAUCCCAAACAAUAGCAAGUAAUAUCAAGAAAAUUUCUCAGAAUGUCUCAUCGAUGUCAAAGAUGGUCAAUCAACUUCAAACACCUCAAGAUUCACAGGAACUUAGGAAUCAGUUGCGCCAAAUCCAAAACUACACACAAAAGUUGGCUAAAGACACAUCUUCAUUGCUAAUGGAACUCAUGAAGCUGCCCGUGGACCAACCUGCUCAGAAACUUCAACGUGAUCGCCUCAGUGAUGAGUAUUUAAGCACCCUCAAUGCAUUCCAGUCCACUCAAAGGUCGGCGGCCCAGAAGUCGAAGGAAGAUGUGAGGAAAGUCAAGGCCCAAAACAUCAAUAUCGGCGACCCGUUCGCAAUGAACGCCAACAACAAAGAACUCUUGGAGAUGGGUGAUACGAACGUCCGCAAGCAAGAACAACUCACGAUGCAGUCGGAGCGAGAGCUUCUCGAGCUGGAGGAACGGGAGAGGGAUAUCAGACAAUUGGAGAGCGAUAUUUUGGACGUGAAUCAGAUAUUCAAGGACUUGGGUACUAUGAUCCACGAUCAAGGCGCGGUCGUUGAUUCCAUCGAGUCUAACGUGGAAUACGCAGUGCAGAACGUCGAGAGCGGCACUCAAGAACUAAGGCAGGCGGUGAACUACAAGAACAAGCUGAGGAAGAAGAAAGUGUACAUAGCUAUUAUUCUUAUUAUAAUCAUAUCCAUUUUGUUAAUAGUCAUUUUUCAUCGUUGAGAAUAUGUUAAAUGAUCGUAAUGGGAAAUUAUAUUAAUAUAUAUUUCAUAUAUUUUACACUUGUAAAUAAGAUAUCUAUCACAUAUAUGCAUAGCAUUUUAAUAGUAAUAAGUGAUUUCUACUUAUCAUGCAUCCAUAUAUUAGGCUGAAUCAACACUAAGGCGAUAUUACUUGUGAAAAUUCUUGAUUACUACGAAAUAACACAUUUGUAGAGGUUAUGCCUACCGUGAAACUAAUUUACUUUUAAAUUAAGCUGGUGUAGGUUUUUCAUUAAAUAUUGUCUACAUAUUGGAUAGUUGUAAUUAAUAUGUUGUGGUUAUAAUAUUGCAUAUAUUGUUAUAGAAUACAAUAUACACAAUUGUAGGACUUGCUCUAUUAACAAGCAAAAUGUUUGUACACGGUGCAUGAAAUAGUUUGAUACAUUUACUAGACACGAAUUGCAUGAUUUAAGAUACAAGCAUGGCAACAUUGCUGUAUCGUAAAAGGAAUUGUUGGUCUAUGUAUUGAUAGCAUAAGUGUUGAACUGCAAAGAAGGAACUAUAAAGAAAUUUUUUUAAAAUAAAAAAUAUUAUUGAAAUAUAAAGCAUUAGUGUUUUAAAAUUAUUUUAUUUAUUACGUUAUUUGUGUACUCUAGGGGUAAACAAGACACCAUUUUAAACCCCCCCCCCCCCCUCUGAUAACAGACUAAGGAUGAAACAUUCAAUGGUCCCCAGAAUACAACAAUACGUGCUUUAUAUUAAAUAAGCGUAAAUUCGACAUUAAUAUCUAAAUACGCUAUAAUGUAGGUUUGUUAGUAUUAAUACUAUUUACUUCUAAGUCAUUGUACACAUUGUUAUUUAAAUGUCCGUGUGAUAUUGUCAGUAAACUUUACAUAAGGUUAUGAAAAAGACUUAGCAUGUUGUGAGAAAUUCUUCUUACCUUUAAAACUAAAAUCUGCGUUUACUUUUUCUAUUAGUAAAUAAUUGUCAGCCAAGUGGCAUGAUAUUCUUCUCUGAAAUAGGUUUUUUCGGUGUUAGUCAAGAGUUGUUCUGUAAGGAUAAAUUUACGUCGCUUAUAGAACUCCUUGAUAUUAAUUCUUGUAAAUUAAAAAAGUAUGAUAUUUUAUAACAGCUUAACAUAAUAGGUUCCUCAUUUACUCUCAACAAGCGUGCUGUAUUUUCGAUACAAGUCUAGAAGUAAACUUUGAAGUCCAUUGUAGUCCUUUUUGGAUAGCUUUUUCCUCAUAUGUAGCCGAAAGUGACUUGUAUCGAUCCUUCUCUAGCCCCGUUCUUGUACAACCCUGUCCUUCUCGUGGAACGUAUGAUUACAAGUGCUUGUCCUAUUAAUUCCCAUGAUAUUGAAUAAUGUAUAUUAUGUAAUUAAAUAUAAUAUAAAUUGAAUACUCAAUUGUUGACACAUAGGUGACUAUAUUAAGCGCGUACUAGCGUAUCCGAUAUUCCGAUAUAAUAGUUUUCUCCUCCCUCUUCAAGUAGCAUAGCUGAACUCUACCUCUUAUCCUCCUCGUUCCACUUUGCUCGCUAUAGUUUGUUAUUAGCAUAAUUCUUACGGUCGUAUUAUAUCGUAUUAAUUGUGAAUAUGACAGACAGUGACAGGAAACUUAAAAUAUAUUUAAAAAAAAAAAACGUAUAAAUAUCUAUGCAACUUUCACUGUAUUCUUUUAAGUAGUAGCUAAACAUUUUUAUACUGUAUUCAAUCGCCUCAGGAUUAUUUCAGACUGGUUGCACAAAAAGGGCGCUGAAUGUGUAUUGAAAUAUGGACUUUAUGUCAGUAAAACACUUGAUCUAAUAUCCUAUGAUGCCUUAGUUUGAUAAAAAUAUCUGCCAGAUGUUCGUUUUGAAUAACUUGCAACUGCAUAUUAUAUUAUGGAAACCAUGGAUAAGAUUCAUUUUACAAUGCGCAAUACACUUAUACGCAAUACGCUUCGUCCGCCACGUGCGUUCUGUCUGAAAUACGCUUUAACUUAAAGUUCAAUAUAUUAAAGCCUGGUGUACAUGAAUGUUGUUGAAUUAUAGUGAUUUUUUUUUAUAAAUUAAUCAAUGUAAUAAUAAUAAUAACAAUACAAAUGUAAAAUUCUUAUAAUUUUAUUACAAAAGUUACUUUAUACGAUUAAUGUCAUUAAGCUCUUUAAGCACAAGACUCAAUAAACCAUGUUUUGUAAGAGAAGAAUCAGUAAGGCCUAGUGUUCUAUCGAUACGCGUGUACGAAGUGUAGUUAAUAUAGCUAAUGAUUCGUUAUCAUAGCACAACCAACAAAAUGACGGUAAAUAUCCAAAACGCAAUAAAUAUUUAAUCAAAAUUGGGUACAACUUUUUUCACUAUAUCAUGGUGUCAAUGAGUUUAUGAAGUAGUGGGAUCGCAUCUUCAUUCUUCUUCAUCGGCUCGUAGAAGUCAAUUGGACAUGUUGUAGGUAGGAUUUACCUUAGUCUUGAGCUUAGUAGGAUCAUUGACGAUCGAAUUAUAAGACAUAUCGCAUCUUAGGUACUUACCAUCGCCCGUCUCCGUGUUUUACGUCAGGAGUAAACGAGCUGUUCCCUUUGCCUCGUAAGGCUUUAUGCGCUGCCAUACCGUUCAUCAGAUUGUGCUAAAACUGUCAACUUAUGGCUUACAUGCCUACAUUACAUGCCUGGACUACCAAAUAAUAAGCCAUUAAGUAUUGUCAAGUUAUAUGGAGCAACUUGCUCAAUACAUAAUGUAUUUGACCUAAAUGCAGUUUAAUGAAUCCCUCUUCAAAGCCCAUGAAGUUACAUCAAAUAGAGAAGCUUCCUUAAAUUCCUCGACCCAUAGAUUCUAAUUUUCUUUUAACAUACACAAACACUUGUUUUGUGUAUUUAUUCUAUCUAAUAUUUAAUUUAGAUUUUACUUAUAACAUAAAACUUUAAUACGUUGUCACUUUAAACAUACUAAUGAGGUUCUCAGACCUGUGUUUGUUAUUUGUUUUAGGUAAUUCAACACAAAUUAUAAAUUUUCUAAAAUUCUAAGCGGAAAAUUAAACUCUUGUAAUACAUACAUAAUAUAUAGAAGAGAAAUACAAUAAUUUGAAAUAUUAAAAUUUGGCUAACCUGCAUGAUAUUAUCCAUAUUAUGAUACGAAUAUAAUGUAUAUCCAUAUAAUCCAUUUAUCCAUACACUUGUGCAUCUAUGAGACAAUAUUUUAUUGUAUUGUAAUGUAAACAAACAAGUUAAACUUUUUAAUUUUGCUACCAAAAAGUUAUUUAACCAUCACAGACUUUAUUCCUACAUUAGUGAUGAAACUCUGUUUUCACUCGAGUGAAUCGAGUGAAUUUGUUUAAUCGAGUGAAAAUUAAUUUUACUCGAGCCCGCUUACACUAGAGUUACCGAGCCAACUCGACGCACCGUGUACAUUCGGAGAGCAAUAGAUUAGUGUUACUUCACUAAUUCACUUGUAGUUUAUGUUGUUGGGGGCGACGUCUUAGGUUAGCAGUGUCUGUCUACAAUUUAGUGAUGUACUCGACUUACUAAUUCGAGCAAUUUAUUGAUAUAUCAUGUAAUGUCAAUAAACUGAUUAAGUAUAAU
Molecule: messenger RNA, 4565 nt
Organism: Parnassius mnemosyne (clouded apollo)
Lineage: Eukaryota; Metazoa; Arthropoda; Insecta; Lepidoptera; Papilionidae
Source: the annotation of a GenBank genome assembly